AUGCGAUUUGGAUAUGAAAGAUGGCCGGAAUUUCUGGAUUUCAUGUCAUAUGAAGUAGGUCUUCUGGUGAUAAGCGCUGGAAAAAUACAAGAUCCCGCAACUAGCCUAGAACAUCUUGUUGACUACGGUUACUGGUCGAAAAAGAAAAUGAAUGCCAAAUUGAUGCCUAUUUUCUGCACAGACUGCUCGGGUACGUUCCUUGUUAUCUUCUACUGUGAAUCUCUUUUUAACAAAAUCAAGACAACAGAAAAAGACAAACUUAGUGGCAAGAAAAUGAAUACUGGUGGAAAGACAAUUUUACUACACCACCACUUCAAAGUUGAUUUUAAUGAGCGAUAUCAAAAGAAAUCCCGCCGUGCUAUAAAAAUACACCUUGUCUACCUUACCAAGGAACACAAGUAUAAUAAGACAGCUCUCAAGUACAAAUUUAAGAUCAAAAUCAAAGAGACAAAACAUAAUGAUAAUAUCAAAGUCAAAUGA
Phycomyces blakesleeanus NRRL 1555(-) is the source of this 480-nucleotide messenger RNA. RefSeq lists its product as hypothetical. The record is from RefSeq and is a predicted model, not a curated record. The transcript is spliced from 8 exons. The coding region runs from base 1 to 480 and encodes 159 amino acids. Lineage: Eukaryota; Fungi; Mucoromycota; Mucoromycetes; Mucorales; Phycomycetaceae.